UACUUUGGAUCACGUGCUCGGGGAGAGAGACUAAGACGGAUAACGCGUCAUCUCGCCUUCCCAAAUUUUUCCCCCCUCGCUAGACUGGGUCCAAAACCUCCAUCUAGAGCAAGCAGAAAAGGAGAACGAUGUUUAACUCGGUUAACCUGGGUAACUUCUGUUCGCCGUCGCGCAAAGAGAGGGGCGCUGAUUUCGGCGAAAGAGGGAGCUGCACCUCCAAUCUCUAUCUGCCCAGCUGCACUUACUACGUGCCCGAGUUCUCCACCGUCUCUUCUUUCCUGCCCCAGGCCCCCUCUCGCCAGAUCUCCUACCCUUACUCCACCCAAGUGCCCCCAGUCCGGGAGGUCUCCUAUGGCCUGGAGACCUCGGGGAAAUGGCAUCACAGAAACAGCUACUCUUCCUGCUACGCUGCGGACGAGCUCAUGCACAGGGAAUGCCUCCCUCCUUCCACCGUGACCGAGAUCCUCAUGAAAAACGAAGGCUCCUACGGCAGCCACCACCACCCCAGCGCCCCCCACCCGGGCCCCGGCUUCUAUUCGUCAGUCAACAAGAACAGCGUCCUGCCCCAAGCCUUCGACCGAUUCUUCGACAAUGCCUACUGUGGGAGCGACGGGCCGGCCGAACCCCCGUGCGUGGGCAAGGGAGAAGGCAAAGGGGAACCCGAUCCCCCCCAGCCCGGGGUCCUAGCUCCCCGGCCCGAGUCCGGCGGAGACCCGGAGGACGAGGAGGAGAACACUAACCCCAGCUCAUCCGGCUCGUCCCACUCAGCCAGCAAAGAGGCUAGCAAGGGAACCAGUUCCAACGCCCCCCGCACCCGAAAGAAGCGCUGCCCUUAUUCGAAAUUCCAGAUCCGGGAACUGGAGAGAGAAUUUUUCUUCAAUGUCUAUAUCAACAAAGAGAAGCGGCUGCAGCUGUCCCGGAUGCUGAAUCUGACAGAUCGACAAGUGAAGAUUUGGUUUCAGAACAGAAGAAUGAAAGAGAAAAAACUGAGCAGAGAUCGGCUGCAAUAUUUUUCUGGGAACCCUCUACUGUAAACCUUGGACUGGGCUCUACUGUAAACCUUGAACUGGGAGGGGGAGGUCAGGGGAGAGAGGAAGGUGUGAGGUUAUUUUAUUUUAUUUUAUUUUUAUUUUUAUUAUUUUUUCUAACUCGCCUUCUCUCUGCGGGUGGAAAACUGGACUAUGUCAACUGGUGGGAGGCUUUGGGGUUCCCCAGUUCUCCCAUCCCUCCUUUCAGUCUCUCCCCAGGACUAUCUGUCUCCACAUUUCGUCUGUGACUGUCGCUGUGGAUGUCAGGGAUUUUGUGUAUGGGGGAGUGGGGUGAUCAAUCGCCAUUGGAAAUCUUCUCUGGCCAAGAUGAAAACUCUUUAUUUAAAAAGCAAAAGCAAAGCAAAACCACACCACACAACAAUUUAUUCUAAUAGUUGGAUUUGGAUGGGGAGUAGGAAAGGGGUAGUGGGCGUUUCAGUCCAACCUGAUACUAGUAAUAAUGCCUUUCCCCAUUUCCAGUGAGAAAAAACCUGAUAACGUCCCCUGUCUGAGAACUAGAGAGCCUCCAAACCUCCUCCAGCCCCUCCCCAAUUUCUUUCCACCUCCUAACAAGGGUGGGAUGGGGGGGGGGAGCAGCAAUUUGACCCUGCCAUGUGUGAAAUUCAUGUACCUUCAAUUUGGUGUUAGGUGUGCAGAGUCUGUGUCCUACCUCCGUCUGCACCUAGGUGCACAGCUGUGAACCUAUGGAGCUGUCUUCUCCUGUACAGAUGUUGAGCCCUCUUUUCUGGUGCGAUAUUCCUGACAUUUUCUCCCAAACUUUCCUUUCUUCCUUCCCAGGUCUUUUACAUCUAUAUAU
Messenger RNA from Sarcophilus harrisii (Tasmanian devil), 1845 nucleotides. RefSeq names its product homeobox C11 (gene HOXC11). The transcript has 2 exons. Gene Ontology annotation, cellular component: nucleus. Gene Ontology annotation, biological process: anatomical structure development; regulation of transcription by RNA polymerase II. The record is from RefSeq and is a predicted model, not a curated record. The coding region runs from base 129 to 1034 and encodes 301 amino acids. Gene Ontology annotation, molecular function: DNA-binding transcription factor activity, RNA polymerase II-specific; RNA polymerase II cis-regulatory region sequence-specific DNA binding. Lineage: Eukaryota; Metazoa; Chordata; Mammalia; Dasyuromorphia; Dasyuridae.